This is a messenger RNA of Habropoda laboriosa, 489 nucleotides long. RefSeq lists its product as uncharacterized. Gene Ontology annotation, biological process: sensory perception of smell. Gene Ontology annotation, molecular function: odorant binding. The coding region runs from base 40 to 450 and encodes 136 amino acids. Lineage: Eukaryota; Metazoa; Arthropoda; Insecta; Hymenoptera; Apidae. The transcript has 5 exons. The record is from RefSeq and is a predicted model, not a curated record.
GUUUCUUAAGACACUUCGACGGACAAAAGAGUUGCAAGGAUGAAGACCAUCUUGGCUGUUGGCUGCCUCUUCCUUAUCGCGGCGGUGGUACGUGCUGAUGAUAACGAUGCAAUCAUGGAAGCAGUCAAGGAACAGACAGACGCUUGUGUCGAAGAGCUACAAAUUACGAAAGAGGAUAUAGAGAAACUCCUUAAUAACGAUGUAGAAGACGACCUGAGAGAGAAAGCGGGUUGCUUGAAGGCUUGCGUGAUGAGAAGCACGGGCAUAUUCGAGAAUGGUGUGAUAAAUAUAGACAACGUCCAAAAGAUGUUGGAGAAGGCGUUCCCUGAAUCGCCUGCAAAGAUAGCCGAAAAGUUAGACAUUACGCGCCAAUGCAUCGAAAAAGUUAAAGACAUAACCGAGGAAUGCGACUUAGCCUACAAUUUCUGCAAAUGCAGUACAUCUGUGUAAGGGUGAAGAAUGAGCGAUUUUACCUCGAAACGUCAACGA